AUGAAAUUGAGUCUGAAACGCCACAUCCACAAGGGUGAUCUUUUGCACAAGGCGACUCCCUUAUUUGUCCAUUUGCUUAUGAUACUGAGCGUUGGAGCAUAUGCAAUAUUUGGAGCAGUUGUUAUGAGACGAUUGGAAUCGAAGGCGAUUGUCGAUGUUGGUGAGAUUAAGGAAGUGCAUAAGCGCGAUUUACACUAUGAAACAGAAAUCAAUAAGCUUCUCCAUGUUGGUCAGAAGCAUCGACGUCGUCGACGUCACAAUGAGACAGACGAGGAGCUCAUCGAGAAGUUUGGGAGGAAUCUGAACGCACGCGAACGUCGCGCUGCCGCCCACGUGAUGCGAGGUCGACGUUGCGUCAUCGCGACAAUCAAGAAGAUGGCCAAUCGCGAGUGUUCGAUGGAAGAGCUCGACGAGAAGCUCGUCAAGGAGCUUGACGAGUGCUACCAUGUAGCCAUCGAGCAUGACACUCACGUCAAUCACGUACUUUAUACCAACAGUCGAGAACAAGUGGAAUCGGUUGGUGAAGAAAGUGAGGAGCAUAUUGAAGCAUGGUCAUUCAUGGACUCCCUAUUGUUCGCAUUUACAGUGAUCACGACAAUUGGAUACGGCAAUGUUGCGCCAAGGACGUUUGGCGGACGAUUUUUUGUCAUUGUCUAUGGUCUCGUUGGGAUCCCAUUCACCCUUUUGGCAAUCGCAGAUCUCGGAAAAUUCAUCUCUGAAAUAAUGAUAAUGGCAACAAAUGCGUGGUUGCGAACAUGGAAGCGGCUCAAAAAAGCGUGGCAGAAUAAUUCAAAGUAUCUAAUGAGAUACCCAAAAUCACCGAAGUUUGGCAACGGAAAUUGCAAGCCGAUAUUGAAUCAGGAUAUUGAGGAAGAGAUAUUGGAAGACGGCAAAGACGGCGACGAUGACAAUUGUUCGCAACAUUCUGAAGAAGAGGAUGAGCUCUCUGAAACUCAGGCAUUAUCGCUCUUUAUUUUAUUUUUGAUCUACAUCGCAGCAGGCGGCGUGAUGCUCGCUUCAUAUGAGCCUGAUAUGGACUUUUUCAAGGCAGUUUAUUUCAAUUUUGUGACACUUACUUCAAUCGGACUCGGUGAUAUUGUGCCAAGAAGUGAAACGUACAUGUUCAUCACAAUCAUUUAUAUUGCAAUUGGUCUUGCUCUCACCACAAUUGCCAUUGAAAUUGCCGCAGACGCGCUCAAAAAACUACAUUAUUUUGGGCGGAAAAUCGAAAAUGUCGGAAACGUGGCGAUUUGGUUUGGAGGAAAAAAAAUUACUAUGAAGGCGUUGGUCAAAAAUCUUGGAGAUCAGUUCAAUUUGCCAACAACGGUUGUGAAGAAUCUGAAUCUUGACACGUUUGUCGAGCAGGCGAUUAAAGUCGAAGAAGGAGAAAUUGAGACGUUACGGCCUCCUCCAUUCGAACCAGAUCCGGAAGAGUUCCAAGCGGACUUCGCGGACGAGCCAGACACAGAAUGGAUUCGCGAUCCGACCCCGACGCCAGAACCAUCGCCUGAACCCGUCUAUCGUCUUCCGAGCCCUUCUCCCUCGCCAUCACCCGAGCCAAAUCCACCAUCACCGACACCAUCGCCAAUGUCUUCGGCAGGAUCGCCGGUGGUGCAAACACCAUCACCGGAAGUUCCGCCUACACCUGAGCCUGAGCCUGAACCAUCACCUCCACGUGACCCUACUCCACCUCCGAAGACUCCGACACCGCCACCAAGAGAGCCAACGCCUGAGCCUGAGCCAGCGAGAGAACCCACUCCUCCACCACCACCUCCGCCAGCAAAACCGCGCGCUCUGACGGCGGCCGAAAUCGCCGCACAGAAACGAAAAGCAUACAGCGAGGAAGCCUGGAGACGCUAUCAAGAGUAUCAGAAGCAGUGGAAGAAAUUCCGACAGACACAAAAGCCGAGCACGUCGACGCCUAAAACUGCUGCGUCGGGGUCCCGUGACGUCGCCGCAGCACCAUCUGUGCCUUCAAGCCGCAGCCAUUCGAUGGCACAAAACUUCGCGGUCGGCGACACCUGA
This is a messenger RNA of Caenorhabditis bovis, 2025 nucleotides long. The record is from the annotation of a GenBank genome assembly. NCBI's taxonomy places the organism in Eukaryota, Metazoa, Nematoda, Chromadorea, Rhabditida, Rhabditidae.